Messenger RNA from Hyla sarda, 981 nucleotides. RefSeq names its product taste receptor type 2 member 9-like. Gene Ontology annotation, molecular function: bitter taste receptor activity; G protein-coupled receptor activity. Gene Ontology annotation, biological process: sensory perception of taste; G protein-coupled receptor signaling pathway; detection of chemical stimulus involved in sensory perception of bitter taste. The record is from RefSeq and is a predicted model, not a curated record. Gene Ontology annotation, cellular component: membrane. The coding region runs from base 1 to 981 and encodes 326 amino acids. NCBI's taxonomy places the organism in Eukaryota, Metazoa, Chordata, Amphibia, Anura, Hylidae. The transcript has a single exon.
AUGGCUGAUCCUACAAAAGGUGACACCAUGGUCCUGUAUCUGGAUGUCCUGGUCCCGGCACUGAUCGCUCUUAUAUCUGGACUGGUGAUAAACUCAUUUAUUAUAGUCAUCAAUGUCACUAACUGGUUGAAUGGAAGAUCGGUGACUCCUGUUGACCUCAUUAUAACUUCUCUUGGGAUUUCACGGAUGUGCAACCAAUGUGCUUUUACACUUAGUAUUAUUGUCUCUACAAUCUUUCUGAACAACCUCCAUGUGGAUGUAACUGUGUUUAUUAUGGAAGCACUCUAUUCAUUCUUUGUUUAUACCAAUAUUUGGUUAACAAGUCUUCUGUCCAUUGUCUUCUGUCUGAAGAUCUCCAACCUCCGCACCAGACUGUUCCUGUAUCUGAGGAGGAUGAUAGGUCAGAGGACUGUGCAUUUCAUUGUAGGAUCAGUUCUUCUCUCUGCUAUGAAUUGUUUGUUGUCUUUGUUGCCGACCAUCAUUGAUGUGACCAAAGGUGGAACAUACAAUACAACCAUGGAGAUUUUUUUAAUGAAUUGCAAGUUUCGUAAUUCCUUCUACAGUCAUAUUAUAUCAUUCUUCAUUACACUACUUUUCUGUUCCGUCUCCUCCGUCCUCCUCAUCACCUCGUUGUAUCGUCACAUAACAAAGAUGAAGAUGAGCGGGAACUUAUCCAUCAAUCUGGAGACAUAUUACUCAGCCAUGACAUUUGUGCUCAUCACUUUUAUAUACAACAUUAUAUACUUCACUGGUCAUAUGGUUAGGGUCUUUAUGUACUUUUUAUACUUUUUGUAUGUUCCAUGGUUUUACACUGUCUUGGAAUUUCUACCAGUUCUACAUUCCUCCUACCUGAUCUACAGAACGGCCAAACUGAGGGGUCACAUGUCCAAGGUUCUUCAGAACGUCAUUGAUUUUUUAUACCAAAAGAAAAGUGCAGAGACUAGAGAGGACAUAGAAAUAGUAGCUCUAUCAUGUAACUAA